AGAGGAACCAUCGGCUCAGCUCUCAGUCCUGCGGGUGACCUGGCGUGGGUGGGGCCGUCGCAUAUCCCCCCUCCUCUGGACAAAGUGAGAAAUAAAAACUGACGAGUGAAUGAGAAAAAAAGGUGAUUAAAAGCAUCGUAAUUAUGUGUACAGUAUUAAUUACACCUCAUUAUCCCAGUGAAACAAGGUAGUUAAUAAUAUCACAGUGUCCCCUUAACUAUGCCAGACAGAAAAUGGGAAAUAAGAACGAAAAUGAAAGAUAAAUUAUGUGGGAUUGAUUUAUGUUUGACCGAAAUUAAAUGAAAAAUAAGGCAAUAGAAAAUGUCACUGGACGAUAUAUGACAAAUGAUGUGUAUUUAGGUAAUGAAUGAUGACGAAAUAAAGUGAAAAAUGGGAUUAAUAAUAGAGAAACAGAGGACGAAGGAGGAGGAUGGCAAUGUCGUUACUAAAAGAGGAAUAAGAGAAAGAGUAACAAGGCCUCAGGUGAAGAAAUAUACCACAGAAAGAAAAGAAAGAGAAAAGAUAGGAAAGGGAGAAAAUAAAGAGAGAAAUAUUAAAAGUGAAGAGAAGAAAUACAGUGAGAAAACGCCAAGUGGUUCAAAGACAAAAGACACAACGAAUAAAAGAACGAAAGGAAAAACAGCGAUAACGAACGCAGAAGGAAGUGGAGAGACAACAAGAAGAGAAGAGAAAGAAGAAGAAGAAUUUAAAUCAAACUGGAUACCUGAACACGAAGACUUGGUGACGUUUGUUUUGGUAUCUGGUUCACAUACACCUGACGAAGGCCAUGACGAUGAUGAUGAGUCCACCUCCUCCUCUUCCUUUUCCUUCUUCGCCUCCUCCUCCAGCACCAGCAGCGUAUUGGGCAGGUUCCAGGAGAAGAAGCCCGUGCCCAGGUUUCCAUCUUCCAGACCGACGUCCUUGGAAACCAUCAUUGAAGACGGUCCUUGUCCUUACUCUUUCCAGGAAGCCAUCAUGAGCUCGUCACUGGAUAGCCGAGCCUUCUAUCGUGACUGUCGAGGUAGUCUGGAGAGCUUACUGGGGAGGAACAGAGGAACACAUCGGAAUCUUCCCAGAAAAACAGAUGGUUUCGGCGGCGAUAUUGUCCUCGGGAGGAAAAAGAUACUAUCGGACAUUCUCGCUGAGGAAGAAAAUUCCGGCGAGGAUUUUCUCUCCGUUCCUGAAGAAGAGGAAGAAGAUGGAGAAGAAGAAUGGAGAGACUUUCUAGAGAAGACAAUGGAGGGGGUAGUGGAUGCAGCAGCUGUUGGGAGGAAAGGAGAAUCUAUUGAUGGAAGUUUCUCCUUCCCUGGCGAGUUUUUAUUGGAAGGUGAAGAGCUUAAGUCCUUGAUGAAUGAUUCACCUUUACCUUACAGCUUUACGGCCCAAGACGAGGCUGGUGAUGGACCUCUGACUCAGGACUGCCAACCUGACGAGGAUGUAGUAGAUGCAGUAAGUGGCGCUGACGAGGGUCUUCCCGAAGGAGCAGCUGAGACUGACGAUGCCUGUGAAGAAAAACACUCCAAGGGCAUCCCAGAAGAAGCAGAUGAUUUUGUUGAUUAUGACCCACGAGAUAUAAUUCACCCGAGUAAAGAUUCUGACGAUGGUGUGAACGAAGACCACCAUCAUCAUCAUAACUACAGUGACGGUGUCCUGCGAGAAAGACCCACAGCUGAGGGUGACACAGCAGAAGUCCUUGACACUAUCGGCGACAAGAGAUGCAUCCCCGAUAACGAAUGCAGUGAUGUAGAGCGCCGUCAGCACCUCCACCAGCACCACCUUCUCGACCCUGACGGUACACAGAUCACAACCUCUGAUAGGGAUCGAUGCCCGGGCGAAGUUGACGGACAGCGGGAAGGAGGAGGCGGCCUGGAGGUUAUUGCUGAUGGUGACGAAGGUGCUGCUGACGAGGGUGACGAAGGUGCUACUGACGAGGGUGACGAAGGUGCUGCUGACGAGGUUGUUCUUGACGAGGGUGGGACUAAUGGAUGCCGGGAUAUACUGAAGAAGGAAGGAGUUGAUGUGUCCAGGAUUGAAGGAGGUGAUGUGUCCAGGAAGGAAGAAGGUGAUGUGUCCAGGAGUGAAGGAGCCGAUAUGUCCAAGGAAGGAGAAGGAGGAACCGAUGUGACCAAGAAGGAAGAAGUGUCCCCAAAAGAAGUUUCCUUUAGUGUCUACAUCCAACUGGAAGCUUUAAACGAAGAGGUGACCAUAGAGGAGAAGAGGGGUGAAGGAAAGGAAGAGGAGGGGAAGGAAGCAACAACGGAGGACGGGGAUGAAGGAGAGAAGAAGGAGCAGAACAAAGCAACGGAAGAAAGAAUUAUGAGUGAAGCGAUAACGAAAGAGAUGGAUGGAACGAUAACGAUAACGAAUGAUAUCACACUAGAGACAACAACGAAUAAGAGAAGCGAACAAAAGACAAAUAAACAGAACGAAAGAAUAUUGGAGGACAGAGAUAAAGUAAAAACGGAAGAAUGGGACGUGGAAAUGACAGAUAAACCGAAAGAAGGGACAACGAAGGAGAGGGAGGAGGCGAGACAGGAAGGAGGCGAGGGACGACUGGCUCCAAAAUACCUGCGGGAGUUUGUAAAAGGUGAGUUGAGUUGUCCUGGUUCGAGGUUAACGAGGCAGGAAAACACAGGUAAAGUCAAUUUUUACCUGUUGAUAGUUAACGUCAAUGCGUGA
Molecule: messenger RNA, 2679 nt
Organism: Homarus americanus (American lobster)
Lineage: Eukaryota; Metazoa; Arthropoda; Malacostraca; Decapoda; Nephropidae
Exons: 3
Coding region: 391-2679 (762 amino acids)
Source: RefSeq, a predicted model, not a curated record